AGAGUACAAGCUGAAAAGAAAAAAAAAAGUUGCGAAAAAUAAAGUUUUAUAAUUGUGAACAGCAAAUUAAAAAAAAGAAAUCUAAUCUUGUUGCUGCUUAAAAUUACUUUCUCUAAAAUUAUCAGUCUCGAUUUGUUAUAACAAGAAAUAAUCUCACGUUACUAUUAUCAUCACAUGUUUUAAAAUAAUGAAUGCGAAAGCUAUUGAAUGUCUUUUAGUCACAGCAAAUUGUGGCAGUGUUUUUGAAGAUCCAUCAAGGUUGCUUGAAAAUUGGAUUGCAGAAUUCUUAUCACAUGUGAAAAAAAGUAAACCAAAAUUUAUCGGAUUACAUUUACAAGAAGUUGGUGGAAAGACUUAUGAAAAAUCUAUGGAAUAUGUAGAACAGUUCAUAAAAAUUAUGUGUGAAUCAAACGAACUCAGUGAAUUUGCUAAAAUACGCAUAUAUCUUGAUGAAGAUUAUAAUUCAGCAGAACAUUUUACAGCGCUUGGGAAUCUCUAUUUUGUUCACAACUCAAUAAACUGUUUGAAAAUUUGGAAUUUUUCUAAUCAUGAAUUUGAGGAUGUUGAAGGAAAAACUAUUCAAACUGGAAACAUAGAAUCUGUCGCAACUAAAGAAAAAGCAAAAUUUCCUCAACAAUUUUUCCCAGAAUGCAAAUGGAGCAGAAAAGGUUUUUUAAGAACACGAUGGAAUAUUGAUGGUUCUACAAUAGAUUUAAUCAAUAUACACUUAUUCCACGAUGCCAGUAAUUUAGCAGCCUGUGAACCUUUUCCAUCAGUCUACUGUAAAAGUAGAAGACGAGCAUUAAUUCAUACAUUAGAAAGAAUUCAUAAUGAUCAGGAAAAUGGUUUAGUUCCUUUCUUUAUUUUCGGCGAUUUCAACUUCAGAUGUGAUACAGAAGGUGUCGUUAGAAAGUUAACAACACACUUGACGGAACAAAGAAUUCCACAUCUGAAAACCGAUCAUUCAAAAGUUCAAUUUCGUGGUGCUGAUGGAAGUAUUCAGCUGACUGUUGGGAAAAAAGAAUUUACCCAUAUUGAUCAUAAAAUAUUUAAAGAAGACUGGUUGAAAAAGUUUGAUCGAGAAUUGGAGCCAUUAGAAGAUAUUUUAUAUGAAUUUCCUAUUAGUUUUUCUCCUACUUAUCCUUUUGAGGAAAAUCCACAAUUGCCAAAUCAUUAUAUGACAACUCGUUGCCCAUCAUGGUGUGAUAGAAUAUUAAUGACAAAGUCAAUGAAAAGAUUGAUUGAAAAUGAGGAAUAUACGGAAUAUGGGAUAAUAGGAAAAGACAUUUGCAUGGGUGACCAUAAACCAGUUUAUUUGAAGUUGUAUUUAAAAACAAAUCAAGGUAAAAUCAAUAAUUGUGAUCACGUGCAAUCUACAAAAGAAGGUUGCAAACAAAACUUAAAUAGUAAAAUAAAUGCUUGUGAAACGUGCUCAAAGCAUAUGAAUAAAGUCUUUUGCGAAUAUAGUAUGAAACCACUGCCACUUUCAUCGUCUAAAAUAAAUUUAAGUAAGAAUAAUCAUAUGCCAUUGGUUAGCAUAAGUGUAGUUGACGCCGAUACUCUAAAUACUUGUAUGUGUAAGAAAAUUAGUGAUUUUGAAAAUCGAACUAGAAAAUAUAUCAACAAUACAGUGAAUGAAAAAGUCUGUUCAACAUGUGGACUUAUUAUAAAGAAACAGCCAAUGCUCGUUUCAAAACAAGUGAUGCUGGGAGAUGUUAUUGUUAAUCGAAUAGAUAGUCAAUUUUUAAGCAGUACAUAUUCUUCUAGUCCUUCACAAAUAAGAAAACUCAAUGAUCCAUAUACUCCCGAGAGUAUUGAAUCACAUUCACCACAGCCAGAAAUGGAGGAGGAAAAUUUUAUCAACAAUACAAUUGAAGAAGAUGAUAGUAUAAUAUGUGACGUAAUUAAGCAUAAAACUGACCAUAUUUGUGGUGAUAAUAUUCUCGAAGAUGUUGAUAAUAGUCUUCAAAAUUUUCACAACCUUAAUCAUUCAGUUUCAGCUAGUCAACUCCAAACACGACUAGAAAUUCUAAGACGUGAAUCUCAAUUAGAAUGCAGUUCAAAGAAUAGUGGCAGUGGUUUGUCUGACUUAAAUAAUAAAUCUUCAUUAAAUUCAAAAUGUUUGUGUUGUUCUUGUGCUAUAUUGUAGGAUUAGUUUCUUAUUAUUUUUCAUUAUUUCAAUCACCAUGAUUAAGUUUAAGCUUUAAUAUAUUGUUUUUAGUUUUUUAUUUGUUGUAUUUAGUUGUUUUUAUAUUCAAUAUUAAAUUAUUUCUUAAAAUUAGUUGUUACUGAAAUACGGAAUUUUAUUAAUAUUUUGAAGAUUUUUAUUUACAGAUUUUUUUGCCAAAUAAUGCUUAACCUUUUUUUUAUGUAAAAAAUGUUAAUAUGCUUUUAUAUUUAAAAUUGCCUUUAUUAAUUAAUUCAGUUCAAGCUUUAAUUUAUUCCAUCAAAUAUGAAUUGAAAUGAUUUUAUGGCAAGUUUCUAAAAUAAAUUUCUAGUUUAUUUGAUUUUUACUGCAUUUUUCUAAAUCUCGCUAAUAUCAAAUGUUACAAAUGCCUCUAAUUAUUUCGGCAAUAUAGUAAGUUAACAUAAAUAUUUGUCUCGAUUUGUAUGACAUUAAAAGAUGAUUUGAAUUGCAUUUCAAAUAUCUAGCACAACUUAACUUUUUACUUUUUUAUUUUAUUUUAUUUUUAAUAUUUUUCUUUAUAAUUAUUGUUUGUUUCAGCUUCAAAACUUGUUUUAUGGUUAUUCUUUACUCUUUUUUUGGUUCACUUUUAUAAUAGUACUUACAAUUUGCUCACGAAAAUACUAAGUUUUGUUUUUUAAUAUGCUAUUUAGAUACGAUAAGUGAAAAUGAAAUUUGGAAAGCAAAAAUAGAUCUGCAAAUCUUUGAAACAUUAAUGUUAGAAUGUGAUAUCAAGAGUUAUUCACAGCUCGACUCAUCAAAAUGUGUAAAGCACUACAUCAAGAUAAUUCAAUCAAGUGGAGAGGAAAUUAGUAAGGAUGAAAAGUUGACAAGUUCUGCCGAUGGAGACGAGAGCAAUGAUUCAAUUAUAGAGCAUUUUUAUUUAGAAACAACAGUAUGAAUUAGCAAUCAAAAUAUAUGGUGGUUUGUGAAUUUUGUAAUCAUGGGUGUAGCUAAAUGAGAUCAAAAGGACUCCCAAUCUCGAAAACAUUUUUUAAUGGAAAAAUGUUUUUCUAAUAUAAAUAUUACGUAAGUUUGUUUUAAGCUCUAAUUCACGUACCGCUAAUAUUGAUAAAAAGUACAAAAUUAAGAGUUUGGAAGAGAAUUUCGUAUCUCAUUAAUUUUUUUUCUGGCUAUGCGACUGCUUAUAACAACUGAAAGAUAAUUUAAGUGAAAUGCAAAAAACAAAUACAAAUCAAAACUUAAAAGGCUUAGUUUGAAUUCGAAUAGUCUUUUUUGGUUCGUGUUCUUUGUAAAUGUGUAUCAUUAAAAGUUAAAGUUCUAAUAUUUUAUAAACAGUAACCAAAUCAUAGAAAUGGCUGUUAAUUAGAGUAAAUUUUGUAUUUAUAUAAAAAUUUGACACGGAUUAGGAAAAAAAGCCAUUCUUUAAUUAUUGAUUUACAAUUUUUCAGGUCUCUGCUUAAUGACUGACUCUUGAGUAUGAGUUCUUGAUUUCUCAGUCUCGAAACUUUUGGACACUCAAGACCAAAAUUUAAACUCAAAUAUCUUAAGUAAAAAGCUGGGCUUACCGGCGUCCUAGGUAAAUGCUAAGAUCGUUUAAAGACAGCUCUAUUUCUCGAAACCUUCUGCUAUAGGAUCAUAUACAAUGAUUUAAAACUUACUUCUAAGUUAGUUGUGAUCUAAUUUUGGUUUAAAACUUCAAAAAACUCGAAAUUAUAAAUGUGUUUUGUUCCUAUGUUCAGAUGAGAAUUAAAAAGUUUCAAAACUCGUUCAAUUUUGAUAAUUAUUAAAGAAAAAUGAGGAAAAAACAUAGUAAAACAAAAAUAGCCAAAAUCUAAACGAUAAUUCUCUUUAUUGUUGUUUAAGUUGAGAUUUAUAAAUGCUCAUGACUAUUUGCUUGAUAAUAUAAAAGAAAUUAGUGACCUAAUUACAUUCCGUACAUUCAAUUAAUCAAAUCUUGUAGGAAACUCUCAUUUAAAAUAAUCAUCAAAAACUGUGUAUUUCAUGCGUCAAAUUAACUAAUUUAGGUUUUGCUACCCAAAUAAACUAGCCAGGAAAAUUUACAAAUUAUUUUAGCUAUAAAACAUAAAUUUCAAUGUUACCUCUUUAAAAUAUUAAAAACAUGACAAUGAAAAUGUAGAAAGUCAGUUAAAUUUUAAACUCUUUUGAAGUUCUACAAAUCUUACCUGUUUUUUUUUCUUUAUAGUAGCUUUAUAGUAGUAUUAUUUUUAAUACGAUCUCAGAAAUUGCAUCUUUGACCAGAUGAUAGACCAAUAAAAGUAAAUUAACAAAAUAUGAUUCAAAUUAUUGCAAUGUUUGAAACUUUUAAGAGAUAUUUUAUCAAAAAAAAAAAACUGAAUUCAUACUUUAUUAUUGAUGUUUUUAGACUCUUUCAAUAUAGAGAAUUGAAAUACAUGUAGCUUAUUCCUUUAGUUGGGAGAUUUAAUGUUGGUAAUCAAAGAUGUAUUACUAGAAAACUCCUUCCUGAAUUUACCAGAUUCGAAUAUAAAAAGUUAAAAACAAAAACUAAAGAGAGUUAUUAACAUUGUAAUCAAAAUUUGUGUAUUCAAAGCUUUUUUUAUUUUUUUUUAAAACUUAAAAUUUUUAGAUAAGGUGUUUUUUUUAUUAAAAUAC
Molecule: messenger RNA, 4780 nt
Organism: Chironomus riparius
Lineage: Eukaryota; Metazoa; Arthropoda; Insecta; Diptera; Chironomidae
Source: the annotation of a GenBank genome assembly